AUGAAUCAAGACCUUCAAAAAGGUUUAAAAACAGAAAAUAUCGAUUAUUUAACAUGUUGGUAUACAAAUGCGACCUCUUUAAAUAAUAAAUUUGACGAAUUCAUUGAUGAUAUAUCCAGAUCUAAGGCUCAAGUUAUAUUUGCUUGUGAGACUUGGUGGUCAGCAAUGUCUACUACUAAUAUUCCUGGUUAUAAUCUGUUUAGAAAAGAUCGUCAAUUUAGUCGUGGUGGUGGUUGGAACGAUGAAAGUUUUAGUGAAAUUAUAAAUGACAGUGACACAACAGCAAGUAUGUUUAUUGAGUUGUUACAUGACUGUUACCUGCACCAAAACGUUAUCAGUCCUAGUUUUCAAGUAAAGUUUGGUAUUGAUACUAACAUUUUAGACCUCAUUUUGACUGAUAAUAGCAACAGAGUUUAUUUUCUUGAACAUUUUCCACCGUUAGGUGGUAUCAAUCAUAGUCAUCAUAUUUUGAAAUUUCGAUUUGGACUAAGUGUUAAUGAAUGUUACGAAAAAUGGCUAAGAAAAUAUGAAAUAGGAUGUGAAAAAUAUAUCCCAACGCUAAAUUUAGAUAAAAACUCUUUUCAACUAAAAAAUAACUCACUAUGGAUGACAACUGAACUUAAAAGCAUGUGUAAAGAAAAGAAAAAAUGUUGGUUUAGAAACAGAAAUUCAGAUAUAAAAAAACUUGGCAAGAAAAGUAUUCGCAAUUUUGAAAAAAACUUGGGACUUAAUUCAAAAAGCAAUCCUAAAAGUGUCUAUGCUUAUAUAAACAACAAAACAAGAUUUAAAGACUCGAUCAAAGCCAUAAAGCUACAUAAUGGUAUUAUAACUACUGAUAAUCAAGAGAUAGUAAACACUCUUAAUGAAUUCUUUGCUUCUGUGUUUAUACAAGAUGACUCACCAGAAGAAGUUUUAGAUGACAAUCUUUUAACAAAAUGUUCUGAUCCAGAUUUUAGUAUUUCUCUUAUUCAGAAAUGUUUGAGUAAUUUAAACAUGUACAAAUCAGUAGGUCCAGAUAAUGUUCACCCAAAAGUUUUAAAGGAAUGUUCAGAAUCUUUGUCAAGUUCUUUAGCAAUAAUAUUUGUUAAAUCGUUUAUUACAGGAUCUAUUCCAAAGUUAUGGUCAUGUGCAAACGUUGUUCCGUUAUUUAAAAAAGGAAAUAAACUAGAUCCAACAAAUUAUAGACCGGUUUCAUUAACAUCAAUUGUUGGCCGAACACAGAGGGUUGUAAUAGGGGAAUAUAUUUCAAGUUGGAAGAUGGUUACUAGUGGAGUACCACAAGGUUCAGUACUCGGACCUCUUUUGUUUGUAAUCUUCAUUAAUGACUUAUGUAGAGGGAUUAUUAAAGACACUAAAUUAUAUGCAGACGAUACCAAAGUUAUUUCAAUCAAUCAUUGUUAUGAUGAUAAUAAAAUAUUACAAGAGGAUAUUAACAGGUUAGUUAAAUGGUCUGAAGAUUGGUUAAUUACAUUUAAUGAAUCAAAAUGUAAAGUCAUGUAUAUUGGCAAAAAGAAUCCAAGAUAUGAAUAUAAAUUGAACAACUCUGUUUUAACAGAAACAAUGAUAGAAAAUGAUCUUGGGAUUUUCAUUUCAAAUAAUCUAGAGUGGAAAUAUCAUGUUAAUUCAGCUAUAGGUAAAGCAAACAGAAAAUUAGGCAUGAUCAAAAACUCUUUUGAGUAUUUGGAUGAACUUUCAUUAAAGUUACUAUACAAAUCGUUAGUACGUCCCCAUUUGGAAUAUGGAGCAACAGUUUGGAGUCCAUUUUGGAAAAAGGACAUUGACAAUCUUGAAAUCGUGCAACACAGGGCUACGAGAAUUGAAUCUUUAAGGGGGAAGUCGUACGAAGAAAGAUUAAAGAUACUUGAAUUGCCAACUUUGUUUGAUAGAAGAAGAAGAGGUGAUCUGAUUCAAAUGUAUAAGAUCUCAAAAGGAAAAGAUAUUGUUAAUUUUCACCAUCCUCCUUUAAAUUUUGAGCUGGAGCGAUCUAGUAGAAGUAACAAUUGUAGAAUACGCAGACAAUUUACAAAAUCAAGAAUUCGUCACCAUUUCUUUACAAACAGAGUUAUAAAUGAUUGGAAUUCUCUUCCACAAUGGAUAUUAGAUAAAGAUAAUUUGAACAUUUUUAAAAACAGUAUCGAUAAUUAUUUCGGUUUCUGA
This is a messenger RNA of Hydra vulgaris (swiftwater hydra), 2157 nucleotides long. Lineage: Eukaryota; Metazoa; Cnidaria; Hydrozoa; Anthoathecata; Hydridae. The record is from RefSeq and is a predicted model, not a curated record.